Messenger RNA from Nicotiana tabacum (common tobacco), 1217 nucleotides. RefSeq lists its product as uncharacterized. Lineage: Eukaryota; Viridiplantae; Streptophyta; Magnoliopsida; Solanales; Solanaceae. The record is from RefSeq and is a predicted model, not a curated record.
AUACAUGGAUCAUUCAGGUCAGGCACGACUUGCAUUAGCAGAGGCACCUAAUGAGGCCCUUCCAUCUGAUUGUAGACCAAACUUCUCUGCUGCAUGGUUGACAAAGGAUAAAUUCAAGGUAAACAAGACUUAUGAGUGUUGGUACACAUUGGGAAUAUCUAAAGUGCACAUAUAUGAAGAUGGCUUUUUUGAUUGCCAAGCAAAAGAUCCAUCAACUAUUGAGAUGUUUAUUCGCUAUUUAAUCUUGGGAAAAAAGGAAGGGAAUGAGCAGAGGGACAAGGAGAGAUCUGGAUUGUAGAUCAACAGAAAGGGAAAUGGUCAACGAACCAAUUGAACCAUAAGUAGGUGGUGAUCACGUGGUUUUGCAGCUCAAUUGGAGGUGGAGAAAGGGAAAAAGAUGAAAUUGUAGCGCAACAAGAAGGAAAAGGGAACAGUGGGAUCACAGUGAGAAGGGCAUCGGGUUUGUCUGAGAAAAAUGGACUUUGAUCCGUCUACCAAACGGCCCUUUACGGAAUCUCAUCCAUCAUCAAGCACCUCCCCAAGCACCAAGUUAUAAAAUAGUCUUGCUUGCUACUUCAAUUCUGUUGCCUUAUUAUUUAUGCACUGUUCUUUUAUUAUCCGUUGUUUCAGCUUUGAAACUUGGGGAUAAUGGGCCCGUCCUUCUAACUUCUCUACUUAGAUACUGAACUUGCUGCAAUAGCUCGGUGUCGAACUCUUUGCAUUUCCUGGAUGAAAUGGUUUCCUCGAACUCCUUUUUGAGAUUAAACUUACCUUAGUUUGGGAUUGAGGCACGGAACUGGUUUAGAGGUGACAUUCUCUACACUGGUAAUUUGAACUGAACAUGAAUAAGCUCAAAGUAUGGAGUUAGCUUAGAAACAGUAACUCUGCAUCUGACUUACCUGAAACUGGAAUUUGAUAUAUUAGCUUAGAAAUUGGUCUCUGUUAGCUUGCUAAAGCUAACUAUGCAUCUGACAUUACUUUAAAUUGGUCAGGACUGAAAUAUUAGCUUAUAUAUUCUAGUAGCCAGCCAAGAAUAAAUACGAUUCCUUGAGUCCUGGUUGUCAGUUUGCUAGGAGUUACGGUUUCCAUGUUUCUUUCUACACCCUAUAGGUUUGUGAAAAAUUAAGAUCAAACAGUAUGAAGGUCAUACUCACUAACAUUAAUUGUUUUGGUUUCUAUAGCCAGCCUGAUUCAUUUGUCUUAAUUGGAUAUUAUUG